Scaptodrosophila lebanonensis is the source of this 1222-nucleotide messenger RNA. RefSeq names its product mucin-5AC. The record is from RefSeq and is a predicted model, not a curated record. Bases 36 to 1205 code for a protein of 389 amino acids. The transcript has 3 exons. Lineage: Eukaryota; Metazoa; Arthropoda; Insecta; Diptera; Drosophilidae. Gene Ontology annotation, biological process: cell differentiation; multicellular organism development. Gene Ontology annotation, molecular function: protein binding.
AACUGCGCGCUGAACUCUUCCUGCUCUGCCUAAGCAUGAGUUGCUGCCUGAGCUUGGCUUUGGCCAACAACCCGUGGGAAUACAAUAGUCCUGAAUAUGCGAGUGAGCAGUACGCUAGCAUCUUUGGCAGUGCGGACAAUGGGCUCUUUGGACCCUUACAAUACCAAUACGUGGACUAUCUACCCAAUUGUUCCCCCGGCGGCCAGCCCAUCUGUGCGACGGAUGGCAAGACCUACUCUUACUUCGAGAACGCAUGCAGACUGGAGGCUCACAACAUGAAACUGUUGUUCCAGCAAGGAACGGAACUCGAGCCCACGGAGCUGGAAAACUGUCUGCCGAAAUGCGACAGAAUUCAGUGCACCAAACGGCAUGCUCCGGUCUGUGCAGUGGCCUCCGAUAGAGUGGGCGAAGCCCAGGACGGUAUGACUUUUGGAAACGAAUGUGAGCUGCGGAAAUACGAGUGUAAUGUGAAGAAACCUAUGCAAAUUCUGAAUCAGGGCCCAUGUGCUCAGAAGCUUAAGGUUAAGAAGAUCAAAAAGAUGCGCCAGCGAUACAGCAAGGUGCGGCGUGUCAAAACAACAACAACAACGACAUCAACUACGACACCAAAAAUUCCGCUAACAACAAAAGAUAAAAAGCAACGACCGUAUAUGCUGGUUGACUCAUUACCGGAAACGACUACGACAGCGACACCGCUUCAGUUUCGUCAAAUAGCAGGGGUAUCCAGUCCGGAUGUUUCGGUAUCGCGUGCAGUCACAGCUUACAAUGUUUAUAACAUACCGGACGUGGGUCAGAACUAUGCGUCCAUAACUGAUUCUAGCUUGUCAGUCUACGUGCCCGGUGUGGGGGCCGUAACUGAUGAAUACCCUACAACUCGAGCACUCGAGCGAAUGAGUCCAACCACAACGCUGACCACUGAACCACUGACCAGCAGUUCCACAGCUGCCCCUACCUCUAGCACUUCCCCAUACCUCAGGCCCGGGCACAUCACAGAAGACUACACAACUUCGUAUAAGUCGACCCCGUUUUUCCAGAGCAGCACAACCGAGUCGCGCGGUACAACACCGGCGUCCACCAUUGAAUCCACAGCUUAUGUAGCAAGCUCUACAACAAAGGCCCCCUUGUAUACCACAUUGGCCCUGGACCUGGCUACGACAACGGUUGAACCCAUGACGACAGCUAACACGGACAAAAUAGCGCAAUAAAUAUCGUUCUGAACUAA